This is a messenger RNA of Dryobates pubescens (Downy woodpecker), 1974 nucleotides long. RefSeq names its product ATP binding cassette subfamily G member 2 (Junior blood group) (gene ABCG2). NCBI's taxonomy places the organism in Eukaryota, Metazoa, Chordata, Aves, Piciformes, Picidae. The record is from RefSeq and is a predicted model, not a curated record. Bases 1 to 1974 code for a protein of 657 amino acids. Gene Ontology annotation, cellular component: plasma membrane. Gene Ontology annotation, molecular function: ATP binding; ABC-type transporter activity; ATP hydrolysis activity. The transcript has 15 exons.
AUGCCAGGAGAGCAGCCUGAGGUCUGCAUUCAGCUGGCAGAGCCCAGCACCAACGGUGUGCCCAGCCCUGGGCAGCGCCCUGGGGGCAGUGUGCUGACCUUCCACAACAUCUGCUACCGAGUGAAGGUGAAGACUGGGCUGCUGUGCUGCAGGAAAACAGCCACCAAAGAGGUCCUGAGGGAUGUCAAUGGCAUCAUGAGGCCAGGACUGAAUGCAAUCUUGGGACCCACUGGCAGUGGCAAAUCCUCGCUGCUGGACAUUCUAGCUGCCAGGAAGGAUCCCCAUGGGCUCUCUGGGGACAUCCUGAUCAAUGGAGCUCCUCAGCCUGCCAACUUUAAAUGCACCUCUGGAUAUGUGGUACAGGAUGAUGUGGUGAUGGGAACCCUGACUGUGAGAGAAAACCUCAAGUUCUCGGCAGCCCUGCGCUUGCCCAAGUCUGUGAGGGAGAAGGAGAAGAAUGAAAGAGUUAAUCAGAUCAUCAGGGAGCUGGGCCUGAGCAAGGUUGCAGAUUCCAAGGUUGGUACCCAGUUCACUCGUGGGGUGUCUGGAGGGGAGAGGAAAAGGACCAACAUUGGGAUGGAGCUGAUCACAGACCCUGCCAUCCUCUUCCUGGAUGAGCCAACCACUGGGCUGGAUGCCAGCACUGCCAAUGCUGUCCUGCUGCUGCUCAAGAGGAUGGCACAGCAGGGCAGGACCAUCAUCUUCUCCAUCCACCAGCCUCGCUACUCCAUCUUCAAGCUCUUUGACAACCUGACCCUGCUGGCUGCAGGCAGGCUCCUGUUCCAUGGCCCAGCUCAGCAGGCCCUCAGCUACUUCCAGGACAUUGGCUACCAGUGUGAGGAACACAACAACCCUGCUGACUUCUUCCUGGAUGUCAUCAAUGGAGACUCCACAGCAGUGACCACGGCCAAGGGCCAUGGAGCUGAGCCAGCAGAGAGCACGGAAGCCCAGGCUGAGCAGGGCAGCAGCUUGGCCCAGAAGCUGGCAGAGCAAUUCUGCAGCUCUGCCUACUACCAAGAGACCAAAGCAGCCCUGGAGAAGAUUCCCUUGGGCAGGCAGAAGCAGCCCAGGGCAGUGUUCAGACACAUCACCUACACCAACUCCUUCCUUCACCAGCUGCAGUGGGUGUCCCGCCGCACCUUCAAGAACCUGCUGGGCAACCCCCAGGCUUCCAUAGCUCAGGUGUGUGUCACAGCUGUCCUGGGGCUCAUCGUUGGUGCCAUCUUCUUUGGGCUCAAGGAGGACUCCACUGGACUCCAGAACAGGGUGGGGGCCAUGUUCUUCCUGACCACCAACCAAUGCUUCAGCAGUGUCUCAGCCAUGGAGCUCUUCGUGGUGGAGAAGAAGAUCUUCAUCCAUGAAUCCAUCAGUGGUUACUACAGGACCUCUGUCUACUUCCUCUCCAAGCUGAUGGCUGAUCUGAUCCCCAUCAGGACUGUGCCAAGCAUCCUCUUCACCUGCAUCACUUACUUCAUGUUAGGCCUGAAGCCCACCCCAGGAGCCUUCUUCAUCAUGAUGUUCACCCUGCUGAUGGUCUCCUACACAGCCACUGCCCUGGCCCUGGCCAUUGCCACAGGGCAGAGUGUGGUGGCUGUGGCAAACCUCCUGAUCACUGUGGCCUUUGUGUUCAUGAUUAUUUUCUCUGGGCUGUUGGUCAACCUCACCAGUGUCCUGUCCUGGCUCUCCUGGCUGAAGUACUUCAGCAUCCCUCGCUAUGGCAUGGCAGCUCUGCAAAUCAAUGAGCUGAGUGGUCUGAAUUUCUGUGACCAAAGCAAUGCCACAGACCUGGCUGGCAACACCAGCUGCCCCCAGACCACCCAGAUGGGGUGCACUGGAGAUGACUACCUGAGGAGCCAAGGCAUCGAGGUGAGCCCCUGGGGGCUGUGGCAGAACCACCUGGCCCUGGCCUGCAUGACUCUGAUCCUGCUCACCAUUGCCUACCUCAAGCUGCACUUCAUGAAGAAGUUCUCCUGA